AAGCUAAGCGGUGCUCAUAUGAUUAUCUACAAGUUCUCCAUCUUCGUUCAAAUCCCUGCCUCCCAGCAGCCCAUAUAAGUAUCAUCAAUCUCUAUCUGUUAUCUUCGUCACGAAUUAUCACUGCUACGAUUGCUCAUUGGGCCAGUAGCGUAGUCAGCAAAAAGGGUUUCAUCCCAUUCACAGCUCUCCGACUUGUUUUCGCACGGACGUCUGACUUCGUCGCGCCACCACAGUCUGAUCUCACAUUGCUGUACCGAACCACCAUAGGGGAGCUGCUCUUCAGAUAUUUCAAGAUCGACCUAGAAAGCCGAAGUCUACACAGUAAUUACCAAAGCACUGGUUGUUACUUUUCAAGGAACUUUGUCUUUGCAGCUAUUCCCCAUCGCCUAUCAGAGCUUGCUUUUCCGCUCAUUUCACUGCCGUUGUGCGGGUCUCGUCCCCUACGUGGAGUUGAGUGAUGUCUGGUCCGUUGAAAAACAGGCCGUUGUUGCCGCUGCUCUCAAAUGGCCAGCCAUAUCUCCCCCAGACCACAAUGCACAAAAGGAAGCGGACGCAAGUGCUGGCAGCUUGCGACGGUAUGUCAAUCAUCAUUCUCAUUCAUGUCAAGUCAUGAACUUUCCAGCAGACAACUGACGCAAUACUAAGGCUGCCGAAAGCGGAAAGUGAAGGUCAUUUGCAACUCUUCUCAAUUUCUCUAUCAUCUCCCUCAAGCUGUGGCGAAAGGCUGUGCAACGCUGACUUGACCCCUAAUGCUGAAAGUGUGACGGAGCCCGACCAGCUUGCCGUCUUUGCGUCUCAUCCCAAGCGUCAUGCGUAUACACCGUUGCCGAGGGAACAACUCAGAGGGAGGCUCAGAAACGAAAGCUCAUCAAUAUUUCGGCAGCGCAUGAGAACAGUCAACGAGUUUUAGAGUUGAUUCGAGAAAACCGUGAUGGCGUUGCAGACGACAUCACGAGGAAGCUGCAGGAAUCCGACGAUCUUCAACGCUCGAUCAACUCAAUAGCCGACGCCAGUCUUCUCCUACCAAAAGUUCAUGAGGGUCAAAUUUCUGUUUCCAGGAGAUUCGAGGUCUGGUGUGGAGUUGAAGCCACAGGGAGGCUGUACCGCUGGGCUGUUAGCAGCGAAUCCCAAUACCGAAAGAGGCGACGGGCUUCCCCGCCCUUCUGAUCACAUUAUGCCCGUAUCGCGCUGGACCAAGAUUUCUCAAGCCGACACGACAUUGACAUGUCUUGUCAACGCCUUUUGGACCUGGAACAACACUUUGUCACAUCUAAUUGAUAGAGACCUCUUUGUUUCCAGUCUAAAAUCUAUCGACUCCAGUGCUGAUUUCGAUCGAAACGGUCAAUUUUGUUCGUCUUUACUUGUCAACGCCAUCCUAGCCGUCUCAACGCUUUAUGCAACGGAGGCUGUAUUAGGACCAGUUUCAGCAGAAAACAGAACAACAAUGAGCCGCGAUUUUGCCGCCUAUGCAUUCGAGCUCCUAGAAUCGGAGCAGCAUAUGAGUUCCUUGACUCUACUGCAGGCUGCGGCCGUCUUGUGGACUUUGGCCAGGAACGAGGGAUCUCAUGAGCCAAAAAGUCGAUGUUUGAGCCUACAGAAUCUGCUGAAGCAGACUUGGUCGUCUGUUUGCCUGGAGAACACAAGCUACGGUCGAAUCACGUCUCCCAGAGAGAAAGGUGGUGCUGCAGAGAAGACGCACCAAGCAGCUUCCCACAUCACGUGGGGGUUCUACUGCUUUUUUUCAAAACUAGCCACAGUCACCUCCCCUGAGAUGCUGAUUCCAAGGCCUCUCAUUAUAAAAACAUUCGAACGUCUAGGCACUCAAGGCCAUUCCAGCUCACAGGAUUCAACGUCAAAUGUCAGCAAAGAUCCUCAAGGCCCCGAAGUAUUCGUCGCGGAAUGUAACCUUUGCGAGAUUAUUGCCCAAUUCGUCAUCGACCAUGCUGCUAAUAGAUUGGAUCGUGAUCGCUGCACGGCGCUUUACAACAGACUCACAUGUUGGCAACUCUCCCUCCCUAGUGAUCUUACGGCGGACAACAGUAUUCGUGAAUCCGUUUCAUUUCUUCGAGCAACAUACGAUUUUAUUGCUCUGAAAGUCUUGUCCGUUUACUUGAAGCAGCCUAACACCGAUAUGCUUGACGCUCACAACGCCGAACUUGCCCAAAUUGGCCAUGCGAGCUCCAUGAUGGCUAGCCUUUGUCCCAUUGGCGGUAUAUCGAUGACGAGGCACGAGUACUGGACAGCCGAAUAUUGCUCUUUUGUUGCAAAGGAUCUCUUUCCUCGGCUCGACACGGGUGUUGCAGCGCCCACAGUACGUGACAUAAUCGGCAAAGCUUGCUGUAUCCUCAGGGAUAUGUCUCUUGCUGGAGUAUCAGACCGCGCACAGGUAUUACUUCUGGAUAUUGACAAGCAGGCAUGGUCGUCAGGCAAGGUUUUAUCUGCGCACGGCAAGCAGUGCGCAAGAGCGGAACUUAUGUCAGCGGUUACAAUACACGACGUGCGGGUUUUCAAUGGCAGGAAUGACCUCAUGACCGAUUCUACAGAUGGAGUUUUCCUAGUCAAGUUCAAAGACAAGAUCCGUAGCGUUGAACUUGUGAUCAAUUGAGUUGCGGAGUAUUGUCAUAUUUGCCACAAUGAGCGGUAGCCACAG
Molecule: messenger RNA, 2650 nt
Organism: Colletotrichum scovillei
Lineage: Eukaryota; Fungi; Ascomycota; Sordariomycetes; Glomerellales; Glomerellaceae
Exons: 6
Coding region: 1034-2605 (523 amino acids)
Source: RefSeq, a predicted model, not a curated record